UUGUUGUUGCUGUUGUUGUUGUUUAGUCGCUUAGUCGUGUCCGACUCUUCGUGACCCCCUGGACCAGAGCAUGCCAGGCACUUCUGUCUUCCACUGCCUCCCGCAGUUCGGUCAAACUCAUGCUGGUAGCUUCGAGAACACUGUCCCACCAUCUCGUCCUCUGUCGUCCCCUUCUCCUUGUGCCCUCCAUCUUUCCCAACAUCAGGGUCUUUUCCAGGGAGUCUUCUCUUCUCAUGAGGUGGCCAGAGUCUUGGAGCCUCAGCUUCAGGAUCUGUCCUUCCAGUGAGCACUCAGGGCAGAUUUCCUUCAGAAUGGAUAGAUUUGAUCUUCUUGCAGUCCAUGGGACUCUCAAGAGUCUCCUCCAGCACCAGAAUUCAAAAGCAUCAAUUCUUUGGCGAUCAGCCUUCUUUAUGGUCCAGCUCUCACUUCCAUACAUCACUACUGGGAAAACCAUAGCUUUAAAUAUACGGACCUUUGUUGGCAAGGUGAGGUCUCUGCUUUUUAAGAUGCUGUCUAGGUUUCUCAUUGCUUUUCUCCCAAGACCCUAAGUUGCUACUGGACUCUUUUUUACUUCAACUGUGUCAGACAAAUAUGGCUACCUACUAUUAAGUACAGUUAUCUCCUUGCCUUGAAUAUCCUGCCUUUCAGUGCCAGAUUAGGAUAGUCCUCUGUCAGAAGACAAGCAGAGGAUCAGGCAGCACAUCAUCAUUAUAAAGAACCAUUGGGGUGGGUGUUUCCAUCUGGGAUUCCCAUUUGCCAUCUGCUUUCCUUCUGCUUCUCCUGCUCUUCAUGCAAUGUGAGGCAUGUAGACAGAGGUCCAUCUCCGAGAACAGGAGCGUCCCUAAGCACCCAUUCAGCUGACCCCAAGCACCGAGCCUUGUCACUAGUUCUCUGACUGACCCAGACCACAGUCCCCAGAAAAGAUGUAGACCUGGGUCUCCCAAAAUGGUCCAUAUGGACCUCCUGAGGUCAGUGGGACUGUGCAGGUGAUUCAUGAAGAUCUAGAGGUGGAAAUGGGGCCAACCACUUGAUUUGAAAUGCAGUCCCACAGGACAACAGUAUUCCAAGAUCAUGCUGUGUUAUUAAAGAUGAUUGAGGAUUAUGAAAGGUUGCUGAUGCAUUACUAUCAUUAGACAUCAUACCAUUUUCAUUUUCUAAAAAUUGGGAACAUGGGUAGGACAUGGGAGAAUGUAGGAGAUGUUGAAAUAAGAGAAGGUGCUAAUGGAGGUUGAUGUGUCCUUUUUUUUCUGUGUUCUCUUUCUUAAAACCCAAACAGGAUUUCCUUUCUGCCCACUCUGAAAAAGGUGAUGGAGAAGACAGAACGGCAGAGGACAGGGCACCUUUCAUUUCAUUAGGAAUAGCCAUUAAAAUGUGUGAAAUGUGGAAUAUGCUUCACUGAAUGAGCACACAUAGUUCACAUCAACGAACACAAAAAGGAAAGAAUACAUUUAAAGGUAUGGAGUGUGGAAAGAGCUUCUCUUUCAAUGCAAAACUUAGAACACACCAGCGGACUCACACAGAGAGAAAGCGUUUUACGUGCAGGGAGUGUGGGAAGAACUUCAGUCAGAGUGGAAACCUUAAAUUGCACAAACGGACUCACACAGGGGAGAAACCAUUUAAAUGUAUGGAGUGUGGAAAGAGCUUCAGUUACGAUGCAAGCUUUAGAUUACAUCAACGGACUCACACAGGGGAGAAACCAUUUAAAUGUAUGGAGUGUGGAAAGAGCUUCAAUCAGAGUGGAGACCUUAGACAACAUCAACGGACUCACACAGGGGAGAAACCAUUUAAAUGCAUGGAGUGUGGAAAGAGAUUCAGUCAGAGUGGAAACCUUAGACAACAUCAACGGACUCACACAGGGGAGAAACCAUUUAAAUGCAUGGAGUGUGGAAAGAGAUUCAGUCAGAGUGGAAACCUUAGACAACAUCAAUGGACUCACACAGGGGAGAAACCAUUUAAAUGUGUGCAGUGUGGGAAGUGCUUCAGUUUCAGUGCAAGCCUUAGAUCACAUCAACGGAAUCACACAGGAGAGAAACCAUUUAAAUGCAUGGAGUGUGGAAAGAGCUUUAGUGAUAGUGGAAGCCUUAGAAAACAUGAACGGACUCACACAGGGGAGAAACCAUUUAAAUGCAUGGAGUGUGGAAAGAGCUUUAGUGAUAGUGGAAGCCUUAGACAACAUCAACGGACUCACACAGGGGAGAAACCAUUUAAAUGCAUGGAGUGUGGAAAGAGCUUUAGUGAUAGUGGAAGCCUUAGAAAACAUGAACGGACUCACACAGGGGAGAAACCCUUUCAAUGUAUGGAGUGUGAAAAGAGUUUUAGUGAUAAUGGAAAACUUAGAAGACAUCAACGGACUCACACAGGGGAGAAAGCAUUUGAAUGCAUGGAGUGCGGAAAAGUCUUCAGUCGGAGUGGACACCUCAAAAGACAUCAACGGACACACACAGGGAAGAAAGCAUUUGAAUGCAUGGAGUGCGGAAAAGUCUUCAGUCAGAGUGGAAACCUCAAAAUACACCAACGGACUCACACAGGGGAGAAACCAUUUAAAUGUAUGGAGUGUGGAAAGGGCUUUAGUGAUAAUGGAAGCCUUAGGAAACAUCAACGGACUCACACAGGGGAGAAACCAUUUAAAUGCAUGGAGUGUGGAAAGAGCUUCAAUCAGAGUGGAGACCUUAGAUCACAUCAACGGACUCACACAGGGGAGAAACCAUUUAAAUGUAUGGAGUGUGGCAAGGACUUCAGUCGGAGUACACACCUUAGACAACAUCACCGGACUCACACAGGGGAGAAACCAUAUAAAUGUAUCAAGUGUGGAAAGAGCUUUAGUAAUAGUGGAAGCCUGAGAAGACAUCAACGGACUCACACAGGGGAGAAACCUUUUUAAAUGUAUGAAGUGUGGAAAGAGCUUCAGUUAUAGUGGAAACCUGAGAAGACAUCAACAUGCUCACAUCGGUAAGAAACAAUUUAAAUGUAUGGAGUGCGGAAAGAGCUUUAGUGAUAAUGGAAAACUUAGAACACAUCAACGGACUCACACAGGAGAGAAACCAUUUAAAGGUAUGGACUGUAAAAGGAGCUUCAGUCAGAGUGGAACCCUUGAUUUAUGUCAACAAACUCACACAAAAGACAUACCAUAUAAAUAUCAGGAAAGUAGAUACAGGUUCACUCUUAGUGGAAGUUCAAAAUCAACAGACUUAUGGACAGGAAGAACUUUAACAGUUGAAACCCUUCAAACCAUCACAAACUCAAAGAGGAGAAGCGGUUUAUAUGAAAAGACUGCAAAAAGUGCUUUAUUUAUAUUGGAGUAUUUAAGGAACAUCUAGGGACUCUCACAUGGGAGAACCCAUUUAGAUGUAUGGAGUGUGGGACGUCUUCCUCUCAGAGUCCACUCUGAGCAAUGAACUCAGCAGGAAAUCAUUCCUAAAAGCAUGAGGUAUAUGUGAAGUUCUGGUGUUUAUAUGUAAAACUGCAUAAUAAUGAAAUAAUGAAGGUAGCAUCUCACAAUAGUGAGUAUAAUUUUAGAUGAAAGUACCUUUGAUUUUUGCACCAAACUCUGUCGCCACCGCAUGAUAUCCCAGCACUGCUUCUUCACCAGAACUGCCUCCUGCCCUGCGUGUUCUGAAGAAAACUUGAAAUACUGAAAUUGAAUGGGGGAUUCCCCCCCCAGCCUAAUUUCAAGAGGGGGAAGGGGGGGCUGCAGGUAUCAGAGAAGUCUCCUGGGGGGCCCAUCUUCACUCAUGAACCCCAUGGGGCAACCCCAGAGCUCCUGCUCAUUCUGGGGUUUGGGGAAGAUAUUAUUUUUCCAUAGUCCCAGAAGUUUUGCUUCAAACAUGCUACUCUGGAGUUUUCCUACCAGAGGACCACAGUGCUGUGGUUGCUGUUGUUGUCAUGGACUGGCUGGUGAGGGGGGGGGGAGGCACAAGCUGGGGACCCACAAGGGAAGAAGGCUCAGAUCCUGGGGACUGGUGGUGGGAUGAGCAGAAAGAGGGAGAAAAGGGAGCAGACCAGAAGGGGAGGUGUUGCAAGCUGAGGAGGAAACAGGAUUUGAUGAGCGGGAAGAGUCUGGGGCAGAGAGCAGUUCGGGCUCAGAGGGAGGAGCGGAGGGGGCCAGGAGACCCAUAGGAGGCCGGCUGCUGAAGCAUCCAGGGAGACUCCCCCUCCUGCUGCGACCAGCACAUGCCUUUGAGUCUGGCAGUUAGAACUCUUAGAAUGUGGGGAUCCCAUUUUUCAACCAAAGCAAAAACCCGCUAGCCUUUUCCCAGGUCUUUCCUGACUUGACAGUCGUUCGUCUUUUCUACGAAGGACUCUACAAAGUCCUUCUCCCUCCCUUUGCUUACCAUGGGGUCCCAGCAACCUUUUCUGCCUCUUACACGCUAGGGAAAAGAGUCCCUUUCCAUUGGACGCCUGGCAGCCCAGUGCCAAAUCCGGCUGCCUCAGAGAGAACGGAAAGGAGCUGUAAGCGCCCUUGCUUCACAAUGGAAGAAAAAAAAGAACUUCAAGAAAAAACAGGCCUGGAAAUUAAAAAUAAGGUUAAAUACCUAGGGAUCUGGAUUUCAAGUAAAAGUUUAAAUUUAUAUGAGGAUAAUUCUAGUAAAGUAUGGAAAGAAAUUUUUUAAAAAAUAUAUGGAAACCUGGACCAAACUCCAUCUCUCACUCUGGGGAAGAGUCUCGCUUGUGAAAAUGAAUAUCCUCCCCAAAAUGAUUUUCUUAUUCCAAACAAUGCCCAUUUUAGGAGGAAUGAAUUGUUUUAAGGAGUGGAAAAGGGAAAUUUCUAGAUUUAUAUGGAGUGGAAAGAAACCGAGAAUUAAACACCAGUUAUUAACAGAUCAAAAGGAGAGAGGAGGUUUUGCAUUGCCAGAUUUGGAAUUCUACCAUGUGGCGGCAGGAUUAGUUUGGAUAAAAGACUGGAUUACACUAAAAGAUACGGACCUAUUAGACUUGGAAGGCCACGAGAAUCGGUCUGGAUGGCACGCUUCUUUAAUAUACGGAAAAGUGAAGGUCCACAGGGGAUUUUUGAGCCAUGUGAUAAGGAAAUCAUUAUAUAAAAUCUGGAGUAAAUAUAAAGGAAUACUUGAGCCAAAAAUACCCUUGUGGACAUCACCAAGAGAAGCCAUAUACUCAUGUUAGAAUAUUUACAACUAGCAAAACUGAUGGGAAGAGUUAGAGGAGUAUUGAACCGGAAAAUACUUGGAAAAGGGAGAAUAUUUAAGGAUUAUAUAAGAUCAUAUUGUACCAACCACACCAUAUUAGCAGAACUUGAGUGAUACUUGUAAACACAACAAAUACUGUUUGUGGAGUAGACGGGAACAACAUUAAAGAAUAUAAAAGUUUUGGGGGAGAAACAACAACGGCAGUAUAAACAGUACAAUGAGAAUGAUUGGAAGACUUGUUUUGUCAGAAGUCUUUUUUAUUUAAUUAGGAAGAUUAAGUUUUUUUAUGCAUAUAAAUCUGCUUUUUCUUCUUUCUUUUUCUGUAUUUUCUUUCCUUUUAUCUUAAUUGUUUUUUCUUUAAUUUUCUUUUUGCAGUAUGAGAUUGUAAAUUCUUUGUAUAUGUGUGUAAUUUAAAUCAAUAAAGAUUAUAUUU
Molecule: messenger RNA, 5577 nt
Organism: Podarcis lilfordi (Lilford's wall lizard)
Lineage: Eukaryota; Metazoa; Chordata; Lepidosauria; Squamata; Lacertidae
Source: the annotation of a GenBank genome assembly